Molecule: messenger RNA, 2434 nt
Organism: Phragmites australis (common reed)
Lineage: Eukaryota; Viridiplantae; Streptophyta; Magnoliopsida; Poales; Poaceae
Product: long chain acyl-CoA synthetase 4-like
Exons: 20
Coding region: 1-2184 (727 amino acids)
Biological process (GO): fatty acid metabolic process
Cellular component (GO): endoplasmic reticulum; membrane
Molecular function (GO): long-chain fatty acid-CoA ligase activity
Source: RefSeq, a predicted model, not a curated record
AUGGAGAGGCUCCUCGCCAGCCUACUUGGCUUUCUAUUGGUGGGCCCGCGCAUCGCCGCGCCCCCCGUUUCUCCUCUGCUCCCACCAACUUGUUCCUAUUUAGCCCCCCGCUUCGCUGGCGUCUCGCAUUUCGGUCCCCACUCACUGCGAACGGAGUCCAAGGCAGACGCUGCCACCGAUUCACGAGCGGUGGAAGGAAGAGGAGAGGGAAAGAAGAUGCAGAACGUGGUGGAGGUCGAGCCGGGCCGCCCGGCCGCCGAUGGCCGGUUCUCCGUGGGGCCCACCUACCGGAGCGCCUUCGCCCGCGACGGCUUCCCGCCCCCCGUCCCCGGGCUCGAUAGCUGCUACGACAUCUUCCGAAUGGCUGUGGAGAAGUAUCCAAACAACAGAAUGCUUGGUCACCGUGAGAUUGUUGAUGGGAAGGCUGGUGGAUACGUCUGGAAGACUUACAAGGAGGUUUUUGACAUUGCAAAUAAAAUCGGUAACUCUAUUAGGAGCCGUGGACUUGCAAAGGGCAGCCGUUGCGGUAUCUAUGGUGCUAAUUGUCCUGAAUGGGUUAUCACAAUGGAGGCUUGCAAUGCCCAUGGAAUCUACUGUGUUCCAUUAUACGACACACUUGGAGCUGGUGCAGUAGAGUUUAUUUUGUGCCACGCAGAAGUUGAGAUUGCUUUUACUGAGGAAAAGAAAGUUGAGCUGCUCUUGAAGACUUUACCUAAGUCAAGUGAGUUCUUGAAAACAAUUGUGAGUUUUGGCAAGGUAACUCAAGAACAAAUGGAAGAAGGUUCCAAAUAUGGGGUGUUAAUAUACUCGUGGGAUGAAUUUCUGUCCCUGUCAGGUGACCAAGAAUUUGAUCUUCCAGUCAAGGAGAAGACAGAUAUAUGCACUAUAAUGUAUACUAGUGGAACUACUGGUGACCCGAAAGGAGUACUGAUAUCCAAUGCGAGCAUUAUUUGUCUCAUCGCAGGUGUGGACCGGCUGCUUAAUUCUGUAAACGAGGAGCUGGCAGAAAUCGACGUUUACAUGUCUUACCUUCCUCUUGCGCACAUCUUUGAUCGUGUCGUGGAGGAGUUGUUUAUGUUCCAUGGUGCCUCUAUUGGAUUCUGGCGUGGGGAUGUUAAACUGUUAGUUGAAGAUAUUGGUGUGCUGAAACCAACAAUCUUGUGUGCUGUUCCACGUGUUCUUGAUCGGAUAUUUUCUGGACUCCAAGCUAAAAUUUCCUCUGGUGGUUUUGUAAAGAGUACACUGUUCAAUCUUGCUUACAAAUUCAAGCAGUUUAGAAUGAUGAGAGGAGCUAAGCACAAUGAAGCUGCAGCCAUAUGUGACAAAGUAGUUUUUAGUAAGGUGAAAGAGGGUCUUGGUGGAAAUGUUAGAGUUAUUUUAUCUGGAGCUGCUCCACUUGCCACCCAUGUUGAAGAAUACUUGCGAGUGGUGACGUGCGCACAUGUCAUACAAGGAUAUGGUCUCACGGAAACUUGUGCUGGAUCUUUUGUUUCGUUACCAAAUCAGAUGUCCAUGAUAGGGACUGUUGGUCCUCCAGUGCCAAACAUUGAUGUUCGUCUGGAGUCUGUCCCAGAAAUGGAUUAUGAUGCACUUGCAAGCAGAGCUCGUGGAGAAAUCUGCAUCAAGGGAGAAACAUUAUUCUCAGGAUAUUACAAGCGAGAAGACCUUACAAAGGAGGUCUUGGUUGAUGGAUGGUUCCAUACUGGUGACAUUGGUGAGUGGCAACCUGAUGGAAGUAUGAAAAUCAUAGAUCGUAAAAAGAACAUAUUCAAACUUUCACAGGGAGAAUACGUGGCAGUUGAAAAUUUGGAGAAUAUUUAUGGUCUUGUUUCUGCUAUAGACUCGAUAUGGGUAUAUGGGAAUAGCUUUGAGUCCUUCCUUGUCGCUGUGAUCAAUCCCAACAAGGAAGCUCUUGAGAGUUGGGCUGCAGCGAAUGGAAUCAGUGGUGAUUUCGAGUCGUUGUGCCAGAACCCUAAAGCAAAGGAAUACUUUUUAGGAGAACUGUCGAAAAUAGGCAAAGAGAAGAAGCUCAAAGGUUUUGAAUUCAUAAAAGAUGUACAUCUCGAACCAGUGCCUUUUGACAUGGAUCGUGACUUGAUCACUCCAACAUAUAAAAAGAAGCGGCCGCAGUUGCUUAAGUACUACCAGGGUGUGAUUGACAACAUGUACAAAGGUGCCAAGUGAGCUCACCAUGCCGUAUAGAAGAACACCCGAGAUGAAGAUUCCCAACGUUGAAGAAGCUGACUGGAGUUCCGAACUGAGAAGUGUUUUUGUUGUGCUGUGUAUACGUUCAUAGUUUGGAUGCAAGUAUUCUGUAACACCUUAUCAGAAAACGAUUGGCCAUAUAUAUAGCAAACGAGCAAUGCGCUAGCAUGUGGAACUUGCAUAUACCAUUUCAUGAUCUUUGAAAUCUGAAACUGCCAGUUUUGCGUUA